Messenger RNA from Musa acuminata AAA Group (dessert banana), 1964 nucleotides. RefSeq names its product glutathione reductase, cytosolic. NCBI's taxonomy places the organism in Eukaryota, Viridiplantae, Streptophyta, Magnoliopsida, Zingiberales, Musaceae. Gene Ontology annotation, cellular component: mitochondrion; cytosol. The transcript is spliced from 16 exons. Gene Ontology annotation, biological process: cell redox homeostasis; cellular response to oxidative stress; glutathione metabolic process. Gene Ontology annotation, molecular function: NADP binding; flavin adenine dinucleotide binding; glutathione-disulfide reductase (NADPH) activity. The record is from RefSeq and is a predicted model, not a curated record. The coding region runs from base 294 to 1784 and encodes 496 amino acids.
GCCAGAUGACGGAUGCGAAGAGAAAAAUAAAGAGUGUGAUGACUCUACCUGGAACCCUAAUCUAUCGUUCGAUAGGCAGAUCCGGGAGAUAAAAAAGGGUAGCGAUGGUUUCGUUCCUAAAUCGAGCAGUCGCCAUUUGAUGAGUCCAAUUUCGAUUUAAUUGACCGACGGGCUACCGAUUUCACCGAUCACUUUAUCAGCGAUUGUCGUCUUGAUCCAUCUGGUCACGGUUUGGAACAAUUUUUUAGCAGUCUACUUUGUGACUGGGGUUCAAAUCAGCGGGGAAUCAUCAAAUGGCGAGGAAGAUGCUGAUAGAUGGAGAGCUUGGCCAGACCGCAACGGACGAGAAACAGUAUGAUUUCGACCUCUUUGUUAUCGGCGCUGGGAGCGGUGGUGUCCGCGCUUCUCGAACUUCCGCUGCCUUUGGAGCCAAGGUUGCCAUCUGCGAGCUUCCAUUUCAUCCCGUCAGUUCGGAAGUCAUUGGAGGAGUUGGUGGAACGUGUGUUAUACGUGGAUGUGUUCCUAAAAAGAUAUUGGUUUAUGCUGCACAAUUUAGAGGUGAAUUUGAGGAUUCUAGAAAUUUUGGGUGGGAGCUCAGUGAUGAAAUUGGCUUCAAUUGGAAAAAACUUUUGCACAAUAAGACACAGGAAAUCAUUCGGUUAAAUGGAAUAUACAAGAGAUUACUAUCGAAUGCUGGUGUGACAAUGUUCGAAGGAGAGGGCAAGCUAAUAGAUGCACAUUUAGUAGAAGUGACACAACCAGAUGGUACAACAAAGCAGUACUCUGCAAAACAUAUCUUGAUUGCGACUGGUAGUCGAGCUCAGCUUGUGAAUAUUCCAGGGAAGGAAUUGGCUAUUACUUCUGAUGAGGCAUUAAGCUUAGAUGAGUUACCAAAACGUGCCGUGAUACUUGGUGGAGGAUAUAUUGCCAUUGAAUUUGCUUCAAUAUGGCGAGGAAUGGGUGCAGAAGUGGAUCUAUUUUACCGGAAGGAACUUCCAUUAAGGGGCUUUGAUGAUGAAAUGAGAGCGGCUGUUGCAAAAAACCUCGAAGGAAGGGGCAUACGGUUGCACCCAGGAACAAAUUUGUCAGAGUUGCGGCAAAGUGGAGAUGGCAUAAGAGUUCUGACUGACCAUGGAGAUCAAAUUACAACAGAUGUUGUCUUAUUUGCAACAGGUCGGCUUCCAAACACAAAGAGGUUGAAUUUGCAGGCUGUUGGUGUUGAGGUUGAUAAAACAGGAGCUGUUAAGGUUGACGAAUAUUCUCGCACUACAGUUCCCAACAUAUGGGCUGUCGGUGAUGUUACAAACCGAAUAAAUCUGACCCCUGUGGCGUUAAUGGAGGGAACUUGCUUUUCUAAAACUGUUUUUGGUGGACAGCCAACUAAACCUGAUUAUAUUAAUGUACCCUGUGCUGUGUUUUGCAUACCGCCACUUUCAGUAGUAGGUCUCAACGAGCAGCAGGCUCUGGAGCAAACAAAGAGCGACAUUCUUGUUUACACAUCUUCAUUUAAUCCCAUGAAAAACACUAUCUCUGGAAGGCAAGAAAAGACAACUAUGAAGCUUGUUGUUGAUGCAGAAACUGAUGAAGUACUGGGUGCAUCCAUGUGCGGACCUGAUGCACCUGAGAUUAUGCAGGGUAUCGCAGUUGCACUCAAAUGCGGAGCCACGAAAGCACAAUUUGAUAGCACAGUGGGAAUCCAUCCUUCAGCUGCUGAAGAAUUUGUGACUAUGCGAUCCAUCACAAGGCGUGUUGCCGCAGGAACGAAACUGAAGACUAAUCUGUAAAUGAAGGUUUGUAGUUUAGGAAUGAGAACAAUCUUUUGAUUCAUCAGAACAGGUGUCGUGUUUCAAAUUAGGGCCACUUCUUUUCCUUCAACAAAUACAGUGAUGAAACCUUGAGAAAUUGGUUUUGUUGGAUCUCUCAGUAUCUGAAUAAAAUGGUUGCAUUGUUGAUUUCUGCCUUCA